Messenger RNA from Geodia barretti, 396 nucleotides. NCBI's taxonomy places the organism in Eukaryota, Metazoa, Porifera, Demospongiae, Tetractinellida, Geodiidae. The record is from the annotation of a GenBank genome assembly.
AUGGCCAGCAACGACACAGCUGCUCUUAAGCUACAUCUCCAGAAGUUAGCAAAGUACUGCAGAGUGUGUUCCAAGGUCCUGCAACUGAAAGAAACAGCUCAUUCCUGCAAUGCUAAUGCUGAACUACUACUCAAGAUCUUCAACAUUGACACCAAAACAGACAGCACAAAUGUACAUCCGAGAACAUACUGUCACAAAUGCCACACAACUGCAAAGAAGAUGGCUAGUGGGGAGGACGGAACAGCUACCUCUCUCUCCUUGCACGAUCUCCAGUGCAAACUCUGCGGAGCACUGGCGCCAGAUAUCUCCAGCGAACAUCGUACUGCAACCACCUACUCAGAAGCGACUCAAGACGGAUUAGCGCCACAUUUCCAUGGAUUUAUACUCACCAAAUAG